AUGGUUGACCAGCUCAAGCCUAGCCGCAAAUCAGAGAAAUCCAGUCGCAAGUCGGGAAAGAGGCACUCCGACAAACCGCACAAGGUGAAGACCCACGAUCCGCUCAAGAAACAGAAGAAGCGGGCUCUGAAGAAGCUCCGCCGCAAGUCCGCCACCGUGAAUUUCCCGUACCAGCUCUUCCUGUACCGCCAGGAACUAAAGCGGGCCAGCGCCGACUUCUCCUAUCUCCGGCUCUCCAAGGCCAAGAUAGUGCUAACCUCCCAGCUGAUCGCCAAGAAGAUGGGCAGCUGCAAUCCCAAUUGCAGCGUGGACGAGCUCAAGGAACUCAGCCGCGAGGUGCAGUUCCAGAAGCGCCUCUGCCACCAAGUGGAGCGACUGCAGCAGUUCCGGCAGCUCGGUCUCACCGAGAUGAUCCUCAACGGCAAGAAGACGACGCUGUAA
This is a messenger RNA of Drosophila teissieri, 441 nucleotides long. RefSeq lists its product as uncharacterized. The record is from RefSeq and is a predicted model, not a curated record. NCBI's taxonomy places the organism in Eukaryota, Metazoa, Arthropoda, Insecta, Diptera, Drosophilidae. The transcript has a single exon. Bases 1 to 441 code for a protein of 146 amino acids.